AUGGAGGCGACGCAGGAGUCCACCCAGCCAUGCACAGACCCUCGCCGCAUGGGCUACAACCACUCCGGUCUGCACGACGAUGAUAUGACGGACAUCAUUUGUAUCUUACACCCCAAUUCACCUGCAGCUCAUGAUGCGGUAGCCGCAACCGCUCGUCACCGCCCGCAGCACAUCCUCCAAAAGGAUGCGCUAGAAUAUGAAUGUUCAGAUACCGCAGCCUUGGACUUCGCCCUUAGACUGUCAUCAAACGUGUAUGAUGCAAACGCAGGGUUUUGCUUUGGCCGAAACAGAGCUCGCUGUGAUCUUCUCAUUGCGGAUGCCAAUUCGAAACGUAUCUCGAACACGCACUUCCGCAUCUAUCUCACGCAAGAUGGGAUAAUAAUGCUCGAAGAUACAUCCACAAAUGGAACGAUCGUAGACAACUGCCGUCUUCGCAAGAGCCAAAAAGAAAAGAGUCGAAUGCUUGUCAACGGCUCCGUUAUUCAGGUACCGAACGGCGAGCUCCUCGGCUCUGAGGAAGUCAGAUUCAUCGUGCGCCUUCCGUCCCGGGAAGGCUUUGUCAUGCAAUACACGGAGAAUAUGCUCCAUUACUUCGAAAAGAUCGAAACUCAGCGAGCAGGCGCAGUCCGGGCCAAAGCCCGCGCAACUCCUGCGCCCGCUCUGCAGAUGGCGUCGCCCAAUACGUACGGCAUGCACUGGUCCGGUGGUUUGACAUACAACGUGACUGGCCAGAUAGGCAAAGGGGCUUUUGCAACGGUCUAUAAACUCGCGACAAAACAGCAUGGCGCUGUAUACGCAGCGAAGGAGCUUGACAAGCGCCGCUUCAUGAAGAAUGGCAUACUUGACAAGAAAGUUGAUAAUGAAAUGAAGAUCAUGAAAGAUCUGAAACACCCCAACAUUGUCCAGUAUGUCGACCAUCACGAGUACGACAGAUGGAUUUACAUCAUCAUGGAAUACGUCCCCGGCGGAGAGUUGUCCACGUAUUUGCAGUCCCAUGGCAGGAUUCGGGAGGACAUGGUUAGGCCGAUGGCGCGGCAGAUUUUGCAUGCGCUUCACUAUCUCCACAAACGCAAGAUCACACACCGCGACAUCAAGCCGGAUAAUAUCCUGAUUGCAUCCCUUGAUCCUCUGAAGGUGAAAUUAUCCGACUUUGGUCUCUCAAAAGUGGUGCAGGAAGAGACAUUCCUCAGGACUUUCUGCGGCACUCUCCUAUAUUGUGCCCCUGAAGUCUAUCCAGAGUAUGACACCUACCGGCGCGGUGAGGUUCGGAAACGCCGCAGGCUGGGUGAUCCGCCACCUAAAACAUCCCCAUAUGACCAAUCCGUUGACAUGUGGUCACUUGGAGCUGUAUUGUUCCAUCUCCUUUCGGGAGUCCCUCCUUUUGCUCCACGAGCAGAUGACAGGGGGGCUCAAAUGCUGAGGAUAAUCAUGACCGAGGAUGCCGAUUAUGGUGAACUCCGCAAGGCAGAUGUUUCUGAGGAUGGAAUUGACUUGGUUGCUCGGCUUCUUAAUCGCGACCCCAUGUCCCGACCGAACGAACGAGAAUGCUUGAGACAUCCUUGGAUUGCCGGGGUUGCGGAUACAGAUGAAUACGAUGACGAUGACCUCGCGCUGAACCUUGCAAAUGAUCUUUCUGACAUAGGCGAGGAUUUAGAGGACGAGAUAGACGCCUCUCAGCUUUCCCUCAAUGAUAAACCGGCAGCAGAUAUGGCGGUUGAGGAGGACAGUGAAGCGGCCCAAUCCAAGAAAAUUAAGCUUGAUUACCCCCCAGCCGAGAUCCAUUAUCCAUCACUGCCGAGUGUCGACAGCUUUCAGAUCGUUCAGCCAGUUUCUCAGUCAAGCCCCAAACGACUUUUUGGUGAGAUCACACCAUCAGUUCUUCGAAGUUCACAUGCGUUGGGCGAAAAUGUCGAUGCAUAUGAGGGUGACGACUUUAGCAUCCAUGACUUCGUUUCUUCCACUGGUGAGUCGAUCAUUAGCGACGGCAACAGCCUAAAUUCCGUCCUCUCCCUUCCGGAAAACCCCGUCGCCGGGUCUGCACCUAGCUUAAUGGGAGCUGAGAAACUUGUUGGGCAGCUGAACAUGGACUCGUGGCUCCCUGGAAUAUCGAGCAAAAUUCUCCACGUCGAGGCGCCGGGGCCGCAAACUAGCGUGGCCGCCGACGUUCCAGAUAGGCAAUCCCCAGAGGCCCCAAAGCACACCCCUACCGAUGAUACGACCCUUAAGCCUUGUAUUUUUAGCCGUCGGAUUGAGCUGCCUGUACCCGAUACUGCCAGUGAGCGUUCGAGUCCAGAGACGACGGGAAAAAGUACGGAGAAAACAAUGGAAAAGACCAACUACGGCCGGACUGAGUCUGAAGCUGAGCCCGGAGAAACCUUCGAUAUUGAACUGUCAAACACUAUCGAUGCCAAAACCGGAGUGCAACUUCCUGAUUUGCCUCAAAGGGACGAUAAUCAAUCCCCCCCAGAGCCCUUGCCUCACCAGAGUCCAGAUCUCAACAUCAAAAUAGUAUCCCCGCCCAGCAAAGCACAUCCCCUCCUGGGCAAGUUGACCACUCUUCCGGGGUCCAUCUUUGAGCUCACCAUCCCGCUGGAAACGCGAAUGACAUCCUGGGGCCGCGGUCCCCUAGCGACCAUAUGUUAUCCCGAGCCAAUGGACACGCGAAUCCCUGCGUAUGCCUUGGAAGUCACCUUUUGGGCCCCAGCUAUCGAAACGAAGAUUGCUGCUGGACAGGAGUGGAUGACCGUCCCUGGUGUGAUGGCGAUUCUCUCCACCAAAACCCGGAAGUGUAUCUGGGUCAACGGCACUGAGUUGCGACGAGGGCCAGAUGGCGACAAUGGGCGGGAGGGCUUCCAUUUUGGGAAGCUGUACUCCGGCGAUGUGAUCACGGUUUACCAGCAUCGUCACAAAUUUCUGAAGUUCACCUGCGAGUUCUACCAUGGGGACAGUGCGCGCCCGCGUCCCGAUGAAGAGAAAGGAUUCACUGUGCGCAAGGUUUUGAUGCCUAAAGAGACGACCGCGAACCGACUGCCUGCACGGAAAGUCACUGGUGGGAAGAGGUAG
Molecule: messenger RNA, 3063 nt
Organism: Aspergillus sclerotioniger CBS 115572
Lineage: Eukaryota; Fungi; Ascomycota; Eurotiomycetes; Eurotiales; Aspergillaceae
Product: protein kinase
Exons: 3
Coding region: 1-3063 (1020 amino acids)
Biological process (GO): peptidyl-serine phosphorylation; autophagy
Cellular component (GO): cytoplasm
Molecular function (GO): protein binding; ATP binding; protein serine/threonine kinase activity
Source: RefSeq, a predicted model, not a curated record